UCCUCUGCCACUAUUUCCGCGAGCUUCGCUUGCCCAUCGUGAUCAUCCACGUUCCCCCAUCGUCUCCCCCCUCCUCACACCCUAACCCUAACCCUAGCUCUAACCAUAACCAUCCAAUCCAUGGCGCUCCUCCCUCGAACCGCGCGCCUCGCCCUCCUCUCCGCCCAGAGAUCCGCCGCCGCGCCCUUCUCCGCCGCCGCCGCGUCGUCGUCGGCAUCGGCGUUCCCGGCGCCGUACGCGCGGGCGCCGCCCCCGGCGUCGCCGUCCCCAACCGGGCUCCCGAAGGCGGUGGAGUUCGUGAUCUCGAAGGUGGACGAUCUCCUCAACUGGGCGCGGAGGGGAUCCAUCUGGCCCAUGACCUUCGGGCUUGCAUGCUGCGCCGUGGAGAUGAUGCACACGGGUGCCGCCCGCUACGACUUCGAUCGGUUCGGUGUGAUCUUUCGCCCUAGCCCUCGCCAAUCCGAUUGCAUGAUCGUCGCAGGAACCCUCACCAACAAGAUGGCCCCGGCUCUUCGAAAAGUUUACGACCAGAUGCCUGAGCCACGGUGGGUCAUUUCGAUGGGAAGCUGUGCAAAUGGUGGAGGAUACUAUCAUUAUUCAUACUCCGUCGUUCGUGGCUGUGACCGCAUAGUUCCUGUCGACAUCUACGUCCCUGGAUGUCCACCGACUGCCGAGGCUUUGCUCUAUGGUGUCCUUCAGCUCCAGAAGAAGAUCAACAGGCGCAAAGAUUUCCUUGUCUGGUGGACCAAGUGAAACCAGCUGAUCUAUCGGUUCAACCUUUAUGAAUUACUUCCUUGGGUCUGUCAUUUCCGCUUGAAAUAAAAAAAAAAGCUAUAUGCUGGAUUUUGUAAACUUGUGUUGUGAUUUGAAAGUUCUCUGGAGACUUGUCUGUCAAAGUGAACCUCUUUUAUGUGUUAUUAUUAAAUUACUUCUUAUAUGAAGUAAACACACACUGUAUAUGGCUGUAACUUUUUUUUGCUGUUCUGUUCCUUCUAUCCGUAAGGAUUGAUUUUAAUUUGUUGAUACUUGCAUAGUUGGUGGUUUUGCAU
Messenger RNA from Ananas comosus (pineapple), 1049 nucleotides. RefSeq names its product NADH-quinone oxidoreductase subunit B. The transcript has 2 exons. Gene Ontology annotation, molecular function: NADH dehydrogenase (ubiquinone) activity; 4 iron, 4 sulfur cluster binding; quinone binding. Gene Ontology annotation, biological process: aerobic respiration; electron transport coupled proton transport; mitochondrial respiratory chain complex I assembly. Lineage: Eukaryota; Viridiplantae; Streptophyta; Magnoliopsida; Poales; Bromeliaceae. The coding region runs from base 121 to 753 and encodes 210 amino acids. The record is from RefSeq and is a predicted model, not a curated record.